AUGGACCCAGAAACCGAAUUCGACACCGACACCAUGAUUCUCGACUACGUCUGCAGCAAAGCGACACACGCUCUCCUGUUGACGCGUAUCGCGGAACUGAGCGAUAGACCGGCCCAUGCAGACGUCGACAUUGUAAAGAUCUUUGACACAUGGCACCUCCUAACAACGCACAAACAUGGCGCAACGCGCCAAAUCUCGCGCGAUCUCGACGCAAAAUUACGCCUGAUAUCAUUCACAGCCCAAUUCCUCACCAGAGCAAGGAAAUCCGAAUGGCGAGAUAGCAGCAACGGCAAUAGCAGACCCCAUGGAAUCCAGGGGCAGCAAGUGUUGUCGAGUACGGCAUACAUGACCAUGCUCGAAAUUCUGCGCAUUCCGCGCGAGCAGUGCCUCGACGAUAGGAGGCAGGUUCUAUCGCUGAUAGACCUGUUCCCUGACUUUUUGGACCUGUGUUUUGUGAUGCGCAUCACAGAGAAUGAAGAGUCUCUCAUUGAAGUAUUGGGUAAAUACACCAUCCAAGCCGUCCUCGAGCAAUACACGCUCUUCGGCAAGACGACGAUAGAAUCAGUUACCCACGCGUCUUCGCUUCUCUUACCGCACCAACCUCCCUCCUCAUCCCAGAGCGAGAGGAAGAAUAAAUGGCUAUCAGAAAUACAGUCAACAUACCUCACCAUUCUCCAUCCACCCCCACCACCAACAGCGAGUCAACAAUGCGAUUCGCAUGAAACGCAUCUCAAUCGUCUGGCGCAGCAGUUUCCGACAUUUGAGUUCGAGGCUAUGCUUGUGAUGAAAUUGCAGAAGUUCUUGUUUGGGCUUGAGACGCCUCUACUCGUGAAGUUGGAGACGGGGGAGAUAAACCCGUACGAACACGAUGGCGGCGGCGGGGAAUGA
Messenger RNA from Talaromyces amestolkiae, 888 nucleotides. RefSeq lists its product as uncharacterized. The record is from RefSeq and is a predicted model, not a curated record. Lineage: Eukaryota; Fungi; Ascomycota; Eurotiomycetes; Eurotiales; Trichocomaceae. The transcript is spliced from 2 exons. The coding region runs from base 1 to 888 and encodes 295 amino acids.